Molecule: messenger RNA, 5748 nt
Organism: Malassezia vespertilionis
Lineage: Eukaryota; Fungi; Basidiomycota; Malasseziomycetes; Malasseziales; Malasseziaceae
Gene: BLM3
Product: Proteasome activator BLM10
Exons: 2
Coding region: 1-5748 (1915 amino acids)
Biological process (GO): proteasomal ubiquitin-independent protein catabolic process
Cellular component (GO): nucleus; cytosol
Molecular function (GO): peptidase activator activity; proteasome binding
Source: RefSeq, a predicted model, not a curated record
AUGGAGGACCUAGAUUUUUUGGAAGUGAGCUCGAUUGACGAGAAGAUUGAUGCAGAGGAGGAUGAGGAGGAAAUUGAGAAAGCGCUGCGCGAUAGUGUCUCGAUCGCGGAAGAACACUCUUCAACGCGCGGCCAAGCGCUCCUCUUUCCGCGACACCUCCCUUACGAAUGCGAGAGUUUGGAUGCGUUUGAUGCGCUCCUCACUGUAGCCACUGAUAGGCUACUUGACUGCAUUAGUGCACAAGAAUUCGGUGUCGCUUUUGCGCAAUGGACGCAAUACCUCCAAUGCCUCAUGACGCUCAAAUACCCUCUUACCAAGGCGCGACGUGUGCAGUUGGCGCAGCUGUUCUACCACGUUGCAGUGAUGCCUACACUGGAUGUGCGUGUGAUUGAGCUGGCGUCCACCAUGUGUAUUAAACUGAUUCGCUCCAAAAAAGAGCUAGAACCAAGCGACGUAGCACUGCCGUGGCGCCCGCUGUACAGCGCCAUUGUCCGCGAAAUUUCGCACAAGGCCCGCAAGAUUUCCACGUCAAACAUAAGCAACUCCCUGCUUGAUCUUGCCGAGUACGCACAACGAUUCUACCCUUCAAGUGAAGCGGACGAUAUGCUGCGUACCAUUCUUCCGCAAAUGGACGGCAACGACAUCAAUUCUGUGAUUGCAACGCAGGCAUACCUUGUCCAUUUCCUUCCACUAAGCGAGCCGCAGCGCUGGCUACCUACCAUGUUCCGCCUCUGGCAAAGUUUUAAGUCUUCCUUGUUUGACGACCAGAUGCUGGACCAUUUAGCACGCCUCGCUGAGUUCCAUGUCUUGGACGAGAAUGAAGCCCAGAAACCCAUGCGUCGCGAUAUCGGCAUUUUCACAGACGCACAGUUUGCACUGAUCAUGACCAAAUGUCUUCGAUCCGCGGGCCUGCCCGUGGGCGCGAGCAAAGCCGCCAAUGCCACGCUCAUGGCCCAGUCCGCAAAUGUCCGCACGGGUGCAGACGCAAUUGCAUCUGCCCAAACAUUGCGCAUCAAGAAACCCACCGACAGGCUGCGCUCGUUUGCCUUGAUCAUUGUCUACAGCAUGGCGCCCGACGCGCCUCCGUUGGAGUCUGCGCGCAUGUCCGCCCAAGCAGUGGACACCACGCCAGGCCCGCUGCGUCUGCAUGCGCAGCAAACAUUUCUCGGCGGAAGCAAAGCGCUGGAUGCGCUUGCAAAGUAUAUCCAAGCUACCGAGUCCUACUUUCACCCCUCCAAUUGGGGCAUGUGGCAGUCGCAGCUCGGCAGCCUUGUCCAGCACCUGACGUGGGACUUUGUGCGUCGCUGCAAAGAAGAAGAGCUGGCAACGUGCAAAACUCCCCAGCAGUACCGGCUGACUCCUUUGAUCAAGCGCGACUUUAUCCUGUCGCUUCGGACCGUGUGUCUCUUGAGCAUGUUUUCCAAAGACCCCCUAUCCAUUCUCUCUGCCCAGACGAGUCUGAAGCGCAUGGCGUACCUUGCUCCCGAACUGGUUAUCCCCCACAUUUUGCAGCGCAGCUUCACAUCGCUGGAAGCGCUAGAGACGACACAUCGCACGACAGCCGUUAUCUCGACGCUGAUAUCCAUCUCGCUCCCACUCUUAUCCCGGCAAGUGUACCCUGCAGGCGCCAAGCAUCUCGCGCCACUGCUCCAUUUGUGUUUGCCUGGGAUCGAUUUGAACGAUUCUUUGAAAACGAUCAGCACAUGCCUCUUUAUCCUCAGCACGAUGCUCACCAUCCACGUCGAGGAUCUGAGCACCGCACCAGAGACCAACGAUGCCGCUGCACAAGCGCCUGUGCCCCUCGAUGAAGAGCACAGUACGACGCGCGCCGCGGAAGACUAUGCGCUAUGCCUCUCUACCGCUGACUUGGACGCGUGGGUGGUCGAGUUUGUGCGGCGCGUCUUGCACCUUAUCGACAUGCUUCCAGAUGAAGGCAAGGGCGGCAAGAUUGGCGAGAAGAAUGAAGAAAUGCUGUUGAAUACACUGAUUGCAUCGUACGACGUUUUCUGUAGUGCGCUUGGCGGCACUCUCUUUGACCGCGCGCUCGACAUUGUCGUUGAGUACUGCCGCACGACCGUCUCGGCGAGCGGCGUCAAGGUUAUUGGCUCCAUUGUACGCUGCUUUGCGCGCGCAGACAGCGCCAAGGUUAUGGCCAAGCUUGUGCCGCUGAGCUGCGCGCGGAUUGCCACGGAAUUGAAGCAUGGCGCGUCUUCUGUGCGUACGACAAGCACGAGCGCACCGCUCUCUUCUGAUACCGCGCUCCACUGGCACAUCAGCAUUCUGAGCGGCAUUGUGAUGUUUGCCGGCGAGCACAUUGUCGCCCAUCGCGACCAGCUCCAAGAAACGCUGCAGCUGCUCGCAGAAAAGUGCUUUGGCGAGCGCGGUUACUUGCUCACCGCCAAACUCGUGCAGUGCAUCCUCCAUUCCCUGCUUUGCAUUUACUCGCGCGACCAGCGGAGUGUGAAUCCCAGCGUGUGGCGCUCCGAGGCUUUCCAGCAGCAUUCGCAUUUGUACUGGGGUACGACAUACACACUCAAAGACGUCGAAAUCGAUUGGCAUGUACCAAACGAUGCCGAGAUUGACAUGGCGCUUGGUCUCCUUGACGGCGUUGUAGGCGCCUCCAUCCGUGCGCUCUCCUCGCUGGUCCAAAGCACUACACACGACAAAAUCUGGCACAAUGAUUUCUGCAGGCACCUCAUGCUGGUGCGCUUUGCUUUUGUAGCCACAGCGAGCCUCAUGGAGCCAGAAGAAGGCGGCACGCCGGCCGAGCACGCCGACCUCGGCGAUGCUGUGCCUGCCUUUCUGCCACCUCCCUUCACGAUUGCGUGCGGCUAUGCACUCAAGCGCAGCGAUCCGCGCUAUGCCCGAGCCGCCAAGUUCCGCGCGGAGGUUGGACAAGUGCUCGUGCGUGCGGCACAAGCCAUGCACACCGACGCCGAGGACCAAAUUGAUGCAAGCAAGCUGCUUGUGCGCUCCAUUCGCAUCUACCUCCUCCAUGCAAGUUACAAUGUGGACGAGCUGCGCGGCGCGGCCAAGUCGGUUACUUUUUUCCGCACGCUGGGCCGCGCAUGGGCCAAGCAACAAACGUAUCCCCGCAUUCUGUGGAUCCGUCGCAUUACGCUGUACAACCUUACGCGAAUGCGCAUCCGAGGCAUGUUUGCGCGCCGCACGCCCGUGACCGAUGCACUGACGCAAGCGCUGCUGGCCAUGUGCAUGUCGAAUUACGUGGCUGUGCGGAAACUUGCGCAGACCACUUUGGCCGGCGUAUUUGCCACGUACGAAGGAACGCGCGCCUUGUGUCUCCCGAAUCUGGUGACUGCGCUGCGCAGUGCGUCGGACGAUCAGCUCAAAGGCGCGCUCUAUGUGCUCAGCAGCAAAAUGUUUAUCCGUGCGAUUGUGUGGAACCAGCGCUUUACACGACCCCUUCUCGACGCACUGCUGCGCGCCAAGCAUGCCAAACCAAGCAUCCAGAAACUCACACGCAGUGUGCUGAACGAGAUUAUCGUGCACAUGCAGGAGCCGUGCGUGCAGAAAGCCUACUUUCCCAGCCCAGCGCUGCAAGCAUGCACGGCACAGCACACGCCCGCUGCGAUUCUGGACAAGGUAUGCGCGCUGCAGACGCAAACGCACAUCUCCAUGGACGAGGAGCAUACGGCGCUUGUCCGCGAGACGCUUGCGUUUGCCAAAGACGCCUCGACGCACUGGGCAUUUGCCCUCUUGGCCAUGCGUACGUUACGCCAAACGAUGCGGCGCGACGCUGCGCCAGACGCGGCCGUCGCUGCGUUUGUGACGCAAGAGUGCAUUGCGGAGAACCCAAGUAUGCGUCGCGAGGCACAGCACGCCAUGUCGCGCCUCUUGUACCUGAUCAAGCUGCGCUCUCUGAGCACGGGCGAAUCGCUGUGUUUAGAAGAGGCGCACAACCCCCUCAAGCAGAAAGAACAGCUCAACACGCCCGUCGACCCCGCAAAGCGCGACGCAGCGCUUGCUGCGUUUGCCACGCCGCUCAGUGCCGCCUCGCGACUACAUGACAAAGGCGUGCAAGGCUGGCUUGCAUGGGGCGAUGAAGACGUGUUUUAUGUGCCGCCGCCUGCUCACAGCGCGCCGUUUGCGUGGGACGAUGCGUCGGACGCUGCGCUGGCUGCGAUGAAAACAUCGGUAUACGCCCAGGCGUGGUGGGAUCAGCUCAUUGCGUACCUCGCCCAGGAAAAAGAGCGCGACUACCUAGCCGCCGCGAAAACCACGUGGCUAAAAGGCAUUUUUCAGCUGUUUGGCGUGGGUGUGCUCGACGUGUUGGCCGCGCCUGUAGAAGCGCUCGUCGCUGAGCGCGACAGACACAAGCACCGCGCAGCCGCCGAGAUUGUAAGCAGCGCUUUUCGCGGCUCGAAACACUGGCCGCUCGACGAUCAGAAGCGGCUCUGGACUUGGUGCGAUGCAUGGAUGCCGCGCGUGCUUGCAGAGAGUCCGCCGGACAGCCAGCCUUCUUGGCAAAUGUGCGUCGAGUACGUGUUCAAGAAUAGGGAUCCGCGCCGUGCGCCGCGCCUCCUUGCGUUUCUCCUCGAGCAUGCGAAAGAGAGUCUCGGCGGGAGUGCCAGCGCUGCGAGUCCGUCGCAGCAAGCAAAUGCGCAACUCUUGCUGUGUAGCGCGCUGCGCUCGUUGCAGCACAAAUUCCGUGCGUGGGGCGCCGAUGCGCUUAUGGCGCUGUACUACAGCCAGUUUGGCCACGACUACCAGGAAGUGCGCCGCGCCAUUAGCGAAGGGCUGGUCGAGCUCGAGUACCUCUAUGCAAUGCCGUCGUACGCAAGCGUCGACGCGUUGCUGGAUGCGAGCCAUGCGAUGGACGGCUCGCUCCUGCGCCGCGCCGCGCUGCUGCCUGCGCAGUGCAAGCAACUUUCGUCCAACUUGCGGAUGUGGCGCAUGGAGCGCGUGCCGACGUCGCAAGGCACCUCGCAGUACGAUCGUGCUGCGACGACGAGUGCUUUUUGGAUUGCCAUGUCGCUCGAUGACCACCGGCUGAGUCCCAUGAUUGACGAGGUAAUUGCAUUCUUGCCGGAUCUCUUUGCCAUGUACCAACUGCGCGAUAAUCCGGAGCUGAGUGCGAUUGCCAACGCCGUCCUGGUCAAGGUCGUUUCCUUUCCAUUUACCUUUUCGCAAGCGCAGCCGCUCAUGCGCCAGUUUUUGCACAUGAUUCGCGGCUCGGAGUCCUGGCACGCGCGGCUGGAUGCAUUGCCGCUCUUGCAGAUUGCCUACUUUCAAAACUUGUUCUACCUCACGCACGACACGAUGCAGGAUGUCAUAACACUCCUCCUGGAUUUGCUGCAGGACAAGCACCUCGAAGUGCGCGAAAUGGCUGCGGCCACGAUUUCGGGCAUCGUGCGGUGCUCGCAGCGGUCCAUGGUCAAGGAUCUGCUCUGCAUGUUUGCGUACGCAGAGCGACAUGCGCCGCUGCCACAGCGCGGUGCGCCGGACAAAGAGGUGCGUCUGCGUGCAUUGCACAGCGCAUUGCUGGGUGCGACCGCGUUGGUCGAUGCGUUCCCGUACGAUGUCCCGCCCUGGAUGCCGUCUUUGAUUCUAGAUACCAUUGCGCCGCACGCUGAGGACCCCGUGCCGAUCUCUACUACUGUGCGCAAAUGCGCCGCAGAUUUCCGGCGGACGCACCAGGAUACCUGGACGGAAGAUCAGGCGCAGUUUGGGGAUCGGGUACAGGAACUCCAUGACUUUACGCUUGGUAGAAGUGACUAUUUCGUGUAG